Pygocentrus nattereri (red-bellied piranha) is the source of this 1363-nucleotide messenger RNA. RefSeq names its product sosondowah ankyrin repeat domain family d (gene sowahd). Lineage: Eukaryota; Metazoa; Chordata; Actinopteri; Characiformes; Serrasalmidae. The transcript is spliced from 2 exons. Bases 325 to 1344 code for a protein of 339 amino acids. The record is from RefSeq and is a predicted model, not a curated record. Gene Ontology annotation, molecular function: protein binding.
AUAUUUAACUUGAACUUUGAAUCAGUAACUUGUACUCACAAGGGGUGGCGCGUUUGGCGGAAACAACUUCGGGACGCUGCUGCUUUUGAAGGGAGAAAAUGCGCUUGUGCGGUUGAGAGCUCUUUCGUAAAGACAUGUAUUUUCUACGAUGUGGAUUCAUUGAAAGUAAAACUGUUCUGGAGUAAAACAGUGUUUGGACGUGCCUUCAGGAGAGCAGUGCUGCCCUGAGCACCGAUGAACGUUAUUAACAGAGACUUCAGAGAAUGGGGAAUGUUGAAGAGGAGACUCUCUUGGUCGUGUGAAUGUUCAGUGUUUAUCUAAACAAUGGAGGAUAACCCAAGCAGUAUAAACAGCAUUAGUGACAGCACCAGCCAAACGGCAUCAGAAAGCAGCUCCAUCAGCUCUGAACCUCAACCAGAUUCUCAGAUUGGUGGAGGUGAUCUCCUUCCAAGGGGGCAAAAACCUUCUGAACUGAGAAUCUCGAGUUAUAGUGUAAGUGAAGGGAGUCUGACUCGCAUGCGUAGGUCCAGACUGCAAAAGCAGCCUGAACUUCUAGGAGCACCAGAAGCUCAGGAGAAAGGCUCUCUCACCCCUGCCAUGCGAAAAAAGUACCUGAAGGACUUAUUUUUGAACUAUAAGUCACACACUGGACUGUCUAGUAUAUUGUCCCUCAAAGGGGAUAGCCAGUGUUCGAGGGAUGGGGAGGACGUAGGAGGAUACAGCUUGGAGGACACUAGCAGUGGAGCAUUCUGGGCUUUGGACCCCCUGGAGCAUGCAUGGAUGUUGUCUGUGGUGGAUGGCAACUAUGAUACCAUGGUGGAGUUUCUCUCUGAAGACCCCAGUUUACUGACCAGAAGGGACUUUGUAAGCGGUUAUACGGCUCUCCACUGGUUGGCCAAGAACGGGAAACAUGAGAUGUUGAUAAAACUUCUGAAACGCGCUGAAAAAGAAGGUUCUCCGGUUAAUGUGAACAUAAAAGGUAGUGGGGGUUUUACACCUCUUCACGUUGCCACCAUGCACAGACAGUACAUGGUGGUGAAGAUUUUAGUGGGAGCAUUUGGUGCCAACAUAGAUGCCAUGGACUACAGUGGGAAAAGGGCUUGGCAAUAUCUCGGAGAAAAUGCACCACCGGAGAUGAAGGAGCUCCUUGGUACAUGGGACGAUGAACACAGGUACUGGCAACUGAAUGUUAAUAACAAUAGUGCAGGGGCUGUGGUGUCCUUAGUACAGGACUCACCAAAAAACACAGAUGUUGUGGACUCUGUAAACAGAAGAACUGGCAGGUGGCAGUUUGGGUCAUUUCGAAAGUUACUUUCUCCAUUUUUCUCAGGAGGCAAGAACUGAAAUAUGACUAAGAGUAAGU